Messenger RNA from Hippocampus zosterae (dwarf seahorse), 1755 nucleotides. RefSeq names its product divergent protein kinase domain 1B (gene dipk1b). The transcript is spliced from 5 exons. Bases 349 to 1632 code for a protein of 427 amino acids. The record is from RefSeq and is a predicted model, not a curated record. NCBI's taxonomy places the organism in Eukaryota, Metazoa, Chordata, Actinopteri, Syngnathiformes, Syngnathidae.
UAGAAGAAGGCACCGGCAAUUGUUGUGUUUUUGUUUUUUUCAAAAUCGUCUUGAAAAUGUUUUCCUUCACCCCCCCCCAACCACCACCCACGGUGUUCCGUUUUGAUACCGGCGGGGGUGUUUGGCUCGUUUUGCGCGUGACUCGGACGUAAGGAAAGCGGCGACGUGACGUCAGGUGACGUGCGAGGCAAGGUGCCGGGCUGGAGGGGCUCGUUCUCUGCCGCUGCGUGGCGAAGAUGCCGCACGCUUCGCGAGACGUGCGGCGCCCCCGUUGCGGCGCCGCCGCCGCCGCGAGGACGUGAUCGCCGGAGCGAGAAGAAGCGCGGCCGAGCGGCUUUGUCCGCCGCCAUGGCCAGAGCUCUGCGGAGGCUCUUUCAUCUGGUGCUCUUCUGCCCUCUGUCCAAGGGCCUGCAGGUGAAGUACCUGCUCUUGGCGUGGUUGGGCGUCCUGGUGGCCAGCUGGGUGCUCUACGUGCAGUACGCUUCCUACUCGGAGCUGUGCCGCGGACACGUCUGUCAGGCCUUCAUCUGCGACCACUACAGCCGAGGCGUCAUCUCCGGGUCUUCCUGCAAGGCUCUGUGCGAGCAGAAAACGCUGACGCUGCGCCACUGCAUGUCCACCUCCUCGCAACAUCAGGUGUACGCCGGCCAUUGGAAGGAGAGGCCGGUGGUGAUCAAGUGCGGCAUCGAGGACGGCGCGGAGGCCGACGGCGCUCCGGAUUUGGCCAACAGUCGGAGGAGGAGGAGGAGCCCGUUUGAAAAACCCACGCGCGGAACCUCGGUGGACGAGUUUAAGGAGAUGUUGCACGGCUUCCUCAAGGACAACCUCGGGGAGCAGCCGUCGUUGAGCGCCCUGGUGGAGAGAAUCAUUUCUCUGGCGGACGUCAACCUGGACGGCAAACUGUCUCUGGCCGAGGCCAAGUCCAUCUGGGCCCUCGUGCGCGUCAACGAGUUCCUGUUGACGGUGGCUCUCCAGGAGAAGGAGCACACCCCCAAACUGCUGGGCUUCUGCGGGGACCUGUACGUGACGGAGCCGCUGGGGCACACCUCCCUGUACAGGCUGGAGGUGCCGCCCUCCCUGCGGGCCCUGGUGCCGGGCGCGCUGGUGUCGGGCCUGAACCGCUGGCUGGCGCCGGCCUGGCCCCGGCGGGCGCGCAUCACGGUGGGCCUGCUGGAAUUCGUGGAGGAGGUCUUCCACGGGCCCUACGGCAGCUUCCUGAUCUGCGACGCCAGCCCGCGCCACGUGGGCUACAACGCCAAGUACGACUGCAAGAUGGCCGACCUGCGGGCCGUGGCCUCCGAGGCGGCGGUGCGGGCCCACCUGAAGGGCCGGCGCUGCGAGAGCAACGCCGACUGCACGUACGGCCGCGACUGCACCGCCACCUGCGACCGCCUGGCCAAGCGCUGCAACGCCCAGGUGGUGCGGCCCAACCUGGCCAAGGUGUGCGCCCUGCUCCAGGACUUCCUGCUCUACGGGGCGCCGGCCGAGCUGCGGGGCGACUUGGAGCGCCAGCUGCGCACCUGCGUCACGCUGAGCGGGCUGGCCAGCCAGAUGGAGGUGCACCAUUCGCUGGUGCUCAACAACCUCAAGACCCUCCUGUGGAAGAAAAUCUCCAACACGCAGUACUCCUGAGGGAGGCGCGCAACCCGCCUUUGACUUAUUCCCCGACAUCGAACGGCUCCGCUGCCGACUGAAAUGAUUUGAGCAGCGAACGCAGUUGGAGACGAUGGAGCUGCGAUCAAAAACCCGACCGCA